AUGUCGCUCAAAUCCAAAAUCACGUCGCGAUGGAUUUCGCAAGCCAUCAGAUUCCCAUCAUUUGUCCCCAAGGGAAAUCUCACACCUUCGCAGGCAAUGUCCAUGCCUAACUUUGCCAGCUCGAUGUCUUCUUUCCGCACAAUUUCUUCCUUUCCUGCGCGAAAUCCCAGCCUGAAGGGUCUCCAAUCCUCUGGCCGAAUAGGAUCAAGACUCAACUUUACGCACAACUUUCCCGCUUCCUUGCAACGUUCGACCUUCCGACGCUUCAACUCAUCACGACCGAAUUCAAAGGCGCAGUCGGGGCAAUCGGGGUCCCUUUCCCAGCGCUUGAAAACGCUGUCACGGGAGUAUGGCUGGGCUGCGUUGGGGGUGUACCUACUGCUCUCGGCUAUGGACUUCCCAUUCUGCUUCAUAGCUGUGCGUCAGCUGGGCGUGGAGAGGAUAGGUCACUAUGAAGAUAUCGUUGUCGGAAAAUUCAAGAGCAUUUUUGGGAUGGAGAAUGGGCCGGAGGAGACGGGUGAGGGAGUGGCCUCAUCGGCUCAGUCUGAGGGCCAGCAAGCGGAGGAGGCCCAGAAGAAGACCAACGGGGACGGAGCAAGUCUCUGGACUCAGCUUGCUAUUGCGUAUGCGGUCCACAAGAGUCUUAUCUUCAUUCGUGUCCCUCUAACGGCGGCUAUCACCCCCAAGGUUGUCAGAGCCCUGAGAAUAUGGGGCUGGGAUCUUGCCAAAGGGAAGCCACGGGGCAUGUAG
Aspergillus clavatus NRRL 1 is the source of this 750-nucleotide messenger RNA. Its product is annotated as FAM210 family protein. Gene Ontology annotation, cellular component: mitochondrion. The record is from RefSeq and is a predicted model, not a curated record. NCBI's taxonomy places the organism in Eukaryota, Fungi, Ascomycota, Eurotiomycetes, Eurotiales, Aspergillaceae. The coding region runs from base 1 to 750 and encodes 249 amino acids. The transcript has 2 exons.